Molecule: messenger RNA, 2352 nt
Organism: Phascolarctos cinereus (koala)
Lineage: Eukaryota; Metazoa; Chordata; Mammalia; Diprotodontia; Phascolarctidae
Source: RefSeq, a predicted model, not a curated record
AGGGCCGGUGAGGAGGCGCCGCCGCCGCGGCCGGGGCCGGGGCCGGGGCCGGGGCGCAGGAGGAGGCGAUGGCGGAUAUCGACAAGCUCAACAUCGACAGUAUCAUUCAACGGUUGCUGGAAGUGAGAGGGUCGAAGCCUGGUAAAAAUGUCCAACUACAAGAAAAUGAAAUCAGAGGACUGUGCUUGAAAUCACGGGAAAUUUUUCUCAGUCAGCCUAUCCUAUUAGAACUUGAAGCACCACUUAAAAUAUGUGGUGAUAUUCAUGGACAAUAUUACGAUUUGCUUCGGCUUUUUGAGUAUGGUGGUUUCCCACCAGAAAGCAACUACUUGUUUCUCGGAGACUACGUGGACAGAGGGAAGCAGUCCUUAGAAACUAUCUGCCUUCUACUGGCCUACAAAAUCAAAUACCCAGAGAAUUUUUUUCUUCUUAGAGGGAACCAUGAAUGUGCCAGCAUCAAUAGAAUUUAUGGAUUUUAUGAUGAAUGUAAAAGAAGAUACAAUAUUAAACUAUGGAAAACCUUUACAGACUGCUUUAAUUGCUUACCAAUUGCAGCCAUUGUGGAUGAGAAAAUAUUCUGCUGUCAUGGAGGUUUAUCACCAGAUCUUCAGUCCAUGGAGCAGAUUCGACGAAUCAUGCGACCGACUGAUGUACCUGACCAAGGUCUUCUUUGUGAUCUCUUAUGGUCUGACCCUGAUAAAGACGUCUUAGGCUGGGGUGAAAAUGACAGAGGCGUGUCCUUCACAUUUGGGGCCGAAGUGGUGGCCAAAUUUCUCCAUAAGCAUGAUUUGGAUCUUAUAUGUAGAGCCCACCAGGUGGUUGAAGAUGGAUAUGAAUUUUUUGCAAAGAGGCAGUUGGUAACACUCUUUUCUGCCCCAAAUUAUUGUGGUGAAUUUGACAAUGCAGGUGCCAUGAUGAGUGUGGAUGAAACCCUAAUGUGUUCUUUUCAGAUUCUGAAGCCUGCCGAGAAGAAGAAGCCCAACGCCAGCAGACCUGUCACGCCACCACGGGGUAUGAUCACAAAGCAAGCAAAGAAAUAGUCAAUUUGACACUGCCUAGUUGGGACUUGUGUGAUAGGACAGAGCCUUCCUUCCUUUUUUCUUUCCUUCCUUCCUUUUUAAACUGGAACGUGCACUGGUCAGCUUGCUAAAUAGAUCCGUGUUUGUGGUUUCUUUUUCCCAUUUUUGAUUCAAUGAAUGGCAUUUGCUGGUUUCAGCAGCAAAUGAAAGACUUUCUCUACUCCCAAGGAAAGUUUCUUUUUUGAAAAACGAUUCUCUGUUCCUUUAAAAAGCAACUUCCAUUGGUGUCCCUGCUGCACACUCCAUAGCAGUUGGUCCUGUCAUUCGAGGUAACUGUACGAUUGACUUUUUAUUUUUUUGAUUCAGUACAAUAUAUGUGUAGUGUAAAUGCUUGGGUUUUUGUUUAUUUUAGGAUCUAAGGAGGGCACUAGUGUUCUCUGAGACUAGACAUAUGUUACUGUCAUAAAAUGCAUAUUGUUUAUACAAACCACUGUGAAUGUGUUUUUCCUGUGUUUUUUUUACACUUUAAAUGAUUUGUUUCAAAGGGAUCGCUUUUUCUUUUCAUUGUCUUGUCAUGUACAAACUAGUUUUAUUGCUCAACAUUAGGAAUAACUUUCAACCUUGCCAGCAUCACUGGUAUGAUGUAUAUUUAAUUAAAGCACACUUCCCCUGCCGUAUACUUUUGACAAUUAAAGCCAUUAUUUUAAAUGUUUGUGACUUUCCUAAAGCCAAAGUUUCUGUUGAAAUAUGUUAUUGACACAACCCAUAAAUACACGUUGGCAUGGUUGUAUGUAAAUGCCUUCCUCUUGGGGAUUUAAAAAGAAGUUUUGAUUUUGAAUAGCCAAUAGUAAUGCAGUGCUGUUUAUGCUAUUAAUGAUUAAAGUUAAUAAAAUUUUGUACAAUUUCCAUAUUGCCUAUUCAUUAAGUAAUCUUUUUACAGUUGCAUCAGGCCUGAACCCGUCCAUUCAGAAAGCUUCAAAUUAUAGAAACAGUACUGUUCUAUACGAGUGAUCGGUUAUGCUUUCUUUGGCCUACAUGCUUUAUUCUGCGGUGACGUUGAGGCUUGUAAGUCAAAAAACAAAGGAAUUAACUUAAUGUUCACCAGUUUAUACAAAACUCACAGUAUCUAUGACUUUUUUAAACUAAGAUCUGUUAAAGAAAUCUGUUUGAACAGAUGACAGUGUACUAUACCAUGUGGUGAAAACGAAUUCAGACUUAUUAAAUGAAGAACUUGUUAAAUCCUCUCAGUGUCAAUUUAUCAGCACAAUACACACAAGAAAACUGUUGAUGGCAUAUUGAGUAGAUUUUAAUGAAUAAAUUGCUCUGGAAAUCA